Liolophura sinensis is the source of this 3870-nucleotide messenger RNA. Its product is annotated as phospholipase A2 group XV-like. Gene Ontology annotation, biological process: lipid metabolic process. The transcript has 6 exons. The record is from RefSeq and is a predicted model, not a curated record. NCBI's taxonomy places the organism in Eukaryota, Metazoa, Mollusca, Polyplacophora, Chitonida, Chitonidae. Bases 1 to 1227 code for a protein of 408 amino acids.
AUGGCCUCCGAAGGAAAGGGAUGGAUUUCAACCUCUGCCUUGUUUCUGGCUGCGAUUAUCACAGAGUUUGCGCGAUGUACAGGACUUCCAGGCUACCCCGUGAUAUUAGUUCCUGGUGAUGGUGGAUCUCAGUUUAAGGCCAAACUGAAUAAGCCUAGUGUCCCACACAUAUACUGUACCAAAACUACAAAGAAGUAUUUUGAUCUUUGGGUAAAUGUAGUAGAGCUGGCUCUGACAGUGCCAUGCUUUGUGGAUAACAUGAGACUGGUGUAUGACAACAAGACUCACACGACUGACAAUUCUCCAGGGGUGGACAUCAAAAUCCCAGGUUUUGGGAACACGUCUUCCGUGGAAUGGUUGGACCCCUCCCAGUUGAAACAAACCUCCUAUUUUGCGCCUAUCGUGGAGGCCUUAAUAGCGGCUGGCUAUGAGAGGGGGAAGUCUGUCAGAGGAGCUCCAUACGACUUCAGGAAGGCUCCAAAUGAGUUUGGUCCAUUUCUGAAGAACCUGACACAGCUGGUGGAGGAGACAUACAGGAUCAAUGGGAACAAGAAGGUGAUGUUUGUGGCCCACAGCAUGGGCAAUCCCACCGUCCUGUACUUCCUGAACCACCAGUCCCAGGCUUGGAAGGACAAGUUUAUCCAGGGCUUCAUCACCCUGGCUGGGGUGUGGGGCGGGGCCAUCAAACCUAUACGCCUCAUGGCCUCAGGUGACAGCCUGGGUGUGAUAUUUGUGAACCCUCUGAGUGUGCGUCCAGAACAGCGUAGUAUGCCAAGUACAGCCUGGCUCAUGCCUUCAGACAAAUUCUGGAAUGCCAGUGAGGUAGUGGUUAUCUCCCCUUACCGUAACUACACAGUGAAGGACUAUGCUGCAUUUUUCUCUGACAUUAAGUACAAUACGGGCUAUCUGAUGUGGAAGGACACAUCUCGGCUAAUCUACGACCUGACGCCACCAGGGGUGGAGGUGUUUUGUCUGCACGGUAAGAACAUUUCCACCCCUGGUGUGCUAGAGUACACAGUGAAGACCUGGCACGACAGCCAGCCCAAGGUUCACCCAGACAAUGGAGAUGGUACAGUGAACAUGAGGAGCCUGCUGGGGUGUCUGCGCUGGAUGGGCAAUCAGAAACAAGCCGUUCACCAUCAGAUGUUUGAGAAGGCCGAGCAUAUGGCUAUCCUUCAGAAUCCGGAAGUCAUCAACUUUAUCAAGAAAACAGUGCUGUUUAGUUGACAUCCACAACCAAGAAGUCAUCAAUGUAAUCAAGAAAUCAGUACUGUUUGGUUGACAUCCACAACCAAAAUGUCAUCAGCUUGAUCAAGAAAACAGUACUGUUUUGGUUAUCCACAUGCAAGACGUCACCAACUUUAGGAAAAGACCCAGACUGUUUUGGAUGACAGACUAUACAGCAGAAAGAAUUCUAGUAACGUCUUGGUCCACAACCGAGACCUCAUCAACCUUAGAGGGAAAACCUUGCUGUUUGACACACUGGAGUGCUGAAUUUUAGAGACAUUCGCAGACAAUCAUCAGCCUACAUUAUAACUCAUCUAAGCUGGAGUUUAUUUUCUUGUACUUUUUUCAAGAAUUUCAUUUCAAGUUUGUCACAGGGAAUUUGGACACUGAUGUUGUGAAGAAAUGUGUACAUACAUAUAGUUUCUAUCAAUUAGACUAUCAAUUACCUCAUCUUUUACUAGUAUUUAGAAUGUAGUGGUCUCAGGUAAAAUCAGUUGGUGGCUGUUAUACUAACUCUUACAGUUCACCACCAGGUGCUGUUGUUUGAUUAAAUGUCUUUAUCAGUUAAAAAACAAAAGUGAAAAUUAAGAACAACAUCCUCACAGGUGUAAGCUCAAACCUCACCAUGAAUCCGAUCUUAUGCAUUUACAGUCUUGGUGGAUUCAUCCAAGCUUGGCCUAGUUCCUUACCUUUGUGUAGACUUUGCGUAUCAGUAAAAUAUUCAAGAGUGUGUGGUAAAACUCCUAUAAAACAUGGAAAUAAGUGAAAUAAAUUUACAAAGUUUGGUAUGCCCAGAAGUUUAGUACAACAUUUGAUAGGUGAAGAAUAAGUGUUAAUAUAAAACUCAGAAUGGUUUAGAACUGAAAUCAGACCCGUAAAUCUCUGUUUCCCUAAAGUUUCUCUGGCUGUCUCAGCUAUGUUGUGACUGCUCUCUCCUCUCUUUGAAGAAAUUAAGACUUUAGCAUACAUGGACCUGUUUAUAUUACAAAUUAUUUGUACACAUUUUGGAUAAAUAAUUAGCCUCAAAAACAUCCUGUGCGCAUCCUGGUAAAAGAUUACGCUAGAUUAUUAAAGAGAAAGAAACACAAGUCAGGCCAGUGUUAGAACAGGCAGUAUGGAUACCUGAUACAGCUGUCGGAAACCAUUAAAGGAGAAGAAAACUUAAAAUAACGACACUAUAGUCUGAAAAGAGCACAUUUUUUUCUAUCUGCUGGUGCCUGCUGCAUAAUUUUGCGCUUUUUCCUCGCCGAUCACGUAAAGUCUGAAAACAGCUGACAACAAAAAAGCUCACAUAAAUCGUGUCCUCCAUCUUAAACAAACUGUAAUUUAUGCUGGGGGUGUGUUGCCUCUCAGCCAAUGAGAGUCGUUAAUACUACCGGCUUGUUCGUGUAAACUCGGAACCUACGUCCAACAUUCCGGUUUCCCGAUCGUCAAGCGGAAAACGAACUGUACUGUUCGCUACCUUCUGGGAAGAAGAGUUCUACCGGAAAUGUACGAACUGGACUUCGGCGGUUUCCGACGGCAAUUCUCCUCCUAACACAGAAGACUUCAGGACUAGUUCUUAGGCAAAUGGAGUCGCCCACAGCGGAUUUUGGCGCUGACUUUAUUGAUAAUUUAUCAACUUGAGGUACAUGUAACAAUUUUUUUAUGGCAUGCACCUGCGAGAAAAUGCAUACUCUUUUCAAUAAUAUUUGUUUGAUAUUACAAUUUUCUUCUCCUUUAAUCUACUGAGCAUAUUCUUCAAUCUUUUCUUGUAUAUUUGUAUAUAUCCUGGACUCUGUGCCACAGGUUUUGUAUCAUUACACCUUUAUAAUAAGAGUAAAGUUGAAACUGGAAACUGGAGGAUGUAAAAUUACAUGGGCAAUGUUCAACAGAUUUGGCACAGCGCAGAAAAACAUUUUAACAUUCUAACAGAAAUCUGUAUUGAUAUGCCAGAUUUACAUGAAACUGGCAAAGAUGUUGAUUUUUUACAGUACUAUGUAUAAUUUGUUGAGGACAGAUUUGUGCAGGCUAUUGUAGUGCACUGAUCACUAUGAAUGUAUUGUACCGGUACUUUGUUUUUAACCAAUUCUCCGUGUGGAUAUUUGUCUGGUAGUGUAUUAGGGGGAAUGCUGGCCUAAUAUCUUGGAAUUCAUGUGUAUUCAGUGUCAUUUCAAAUGAAAACAUGACAAACCAAGAUCUAUUUUUACACAAUAUUGUGGUCAGCUUUCUUUCCCAUUUUAACCUGGAUCAGAGAUUUUACAUACUAGGUUUAUGUUAUAAAUGUAUUGUAUCAGAUAUUUGUGUUUGCCAAAAUCUGACCAUACUGUUCAGCCUCGAUAUGGUGUGUGACUGUCUGGCUUUGUGUAUAAAUUAUUUGUACUUUCUUUACCUGAAUUAGAAACAUGAUGUUAUAUUUAUUUUAGGUAAAUUUUAUCAAAUUCUAUUUUACGUUGCAUUGGUCUACUUCAGUAUUGAUCACUGUACAAGCUUGCAUGUAGUAUUCACGGGCAUACAAUCUAUCAAUGUUGGACUGCCUCUAUCUGGACAGAGUUAUGAGUUAGGGUCAUGCCUCUGUCUGGACAGAGUUAUGAGUUAGGGUCAUGCCUCUAUCUGGACAGAGUUAUGAGUUAGGGUCAUGCCUCUAUCUGGACAGAGUUAUGA